This is a messenger RNA of Egretta garzetta (little egret), 1510 nucleotides long. Its product is annotated as proto-oncogene Mas-like. Gene Ontology annotation, biological process: G protein-coupled receptor signaling pathway. Gene Ontology annotation, molecular function: G protein-coupled receptor activity. NCBI's taxonomy places the organism in Eukaryota, Metazoa, Chordata, Aves, Pelecaniformes, Ardeidae. The record is from RefSeq and is a predicted model, not a curated record. Gene Ontology annotation, cellular component: membrane. The transcript has 2 exons. Bases 318 to 1298 code for a protein of 326 amino acids.
UCAAAUGCAGUGAAAUAGUUCCCUGUUUGCAAGAAGCCUUGAGAACAUGACCUGCUUGGCUAACGCCGUGAAAAGUGAUUUGUGAAAGGACAUGAGAAAGACCCCACGCUGGAUGCUGCAUAGGCUCACCAAGGCACGCUUUGGUGCAGUUUGCCAAGUGAUAAUUCCAGGAAAUCUCAUGAAGAUCCCAUCAUGGGGGCGGCAGCUGGCGAGUGCGAGGUGAUGUGAGUCUGCAGCACGCCUGCUCCAGUGAAGCUCUCCAGGCUGUGAGAGGAAAAGCUGUGCAAGGGGGAAGAAGAAGCAGCAGGGAUUUCGUAAUGAGCACAUUGCUCCCUGCCACAGAAAGAGCCGGCCCUGCUUGCUGGAGCCAGCCAAGCAGGACAGCAUAUAACAGGAAUUGGCAUGAUGGGCUGCUGGAGGAUGAGGAUGAUCGCUACAACUGGACUGACUGUGAAGCCGGUGACUUGAGCAAAGUCCUUGCCACGAUGCUCAUCUGCCUCUGUGGGCUGGUGGGGAAUGGGGCUGUCCUCCGGUUCCUCGGCUCCCGCGUCUGCAGAAACUCCACCAUCAUCUACAUCCUAAGCCUGGCCAUCGCCGACCUCACCUUCCUCCUCUCCAUUGCCAUUGCCCUUGUGAUAUUUUACAGCUCAGAGAGCCUUUGUCACAGCCUGGGCUCACGGGACAUGACCACUCUGUUGAACACCACCAUCCUCUUCACUUUCACCACCAGCAUCUACCUCCGGACAGCCUUCAGUGCCAUGAUGUCUCUGUCCAUCCUCCCCCCGGCUCGCUGCCCCUGCCACCUUUCCCAGCACUUGCCAGUGCUCGUGUGUGCCCUGCUUUGGGCCCUCUCCUUCCUGCUCACCGUGACCCUCCACUUCCGCCCCGCGGCGCUCAUUGUCUUCGUCUCGAGCUACCUCUUAUCGGUGCUGAUCCUGAUUUUUUCUGGCCUAAUCCUGCUUGUCAGGGUCUUGUGCUGUUCAUGGCAAUAUCCCCCAGGGAAGCUCUGUGUUGUGGCCCUGCUAGCUGUCUUCUUCUUCCCCUUCUUCACUGCUGACUUUGGUUACUGGCUCUUGCUAAGACUGUUCGAUUUUUCUGUGUUUGUCUUUGAUGCCUCUCUCCCGUUUGCCUGCGUGAACAGCAGUAUCAACCCUGUUAUUUACUUUGUGGUUGGGAGCUGUGCAAAGAGGUUCACGCUCUCUGUUAGGGUUGCUUUCCAGGGGGCUUUUGAAGAUGUAACAGAGUCCCAAAACAGAGGUGAAGCUCCCAGAGAAGACACAGUAGAAACAUCUGUUUAAACCUCUGCAGCCCCUCCCUGAGAGAAGGUGCUGUAGGGAUGGAGGUGUCCCGUGAGCCGGGGUGCGAGAAGGAAGAUGGCUUCGGUGCGGGUCUGGCUGCAGCUGAAUGCAAUGAGCUGCAGCACAACAAAAUGUGCUGGGUGGCAUGGGAACUCCUGCCUGGUGUGGACACUGGACGGCGUGAUGAAAUUCCCAUCGAAAGCUUUUGCUUU